This is a messenger RNA of Procambarus clarkii (red swamp crayfish), 5142 nucleotides long. Its product is annotated as ATP-dependent RNA helicase TDRD9. The record is from RefSeq and is a predicted model, not a curated record. Lineage: Eukaryota; Metazoa; Arthropoda; Malacostraca; Decapoda; Cambaridae.
ACCCUAUGGUAAUAACAGUAGGAGAGGGGGGCAAGAGCCAUAAUAAGUGCCGUGAGAGAGACGACGACGACGGGUGACCAGUAGACCGCCUUCAGCGACCCUGGCAGUCUCCGGCCGGGAGAGAAGGGUCACACCUCCUGCCUCAUCUCCCUCCUGGUCUACAAGGAAUACUUGUCAUCAGUAUUCAUAUAAAUAUGGCUAAACAAGGUCCUCGUAAAUUUACCGGAAAUGCUCAGGAUUAUAUUGAUUGGUUUAAAGGUGUUGAAUUUGCACCAGUGGUGCUUCCAGACAGCCAGACAGAUGGUGAAGGUCUACCUUUAAGUAAAGAUGAAGAAUUAAGUCUCCCUCCACUGCCAGACUACAUGCGACGUGAACUUGGCCACACGUAUGCUCAGAAGUACCAAAAAGAAUUUGAGAACACCAAGGUGUUGCAGAGUGCUAACACUCCUGACAGUGCACACACUUCUUGGGGAGUGGCUCUAGAGGAAGAAACAUUAGCAGGCUCAGCACUUGAGGAUGAAGAUGUGGAUGCUCAGAAGGCACAAGUUUACUUGCAUUACAAUUUCAACAAUAAAGAUCUGGAGGCAACCUUGCCCAUUUUUGAUGCCCGAAAGGAAAUCUUGGAGAAGAUUGCUCUAUAUCAAGUUGUCAUUAUUGAGGGAGAAACAGGAUGUGGAAAAUCAACGCAAGUUCCUCAGUUCAUUCUUGAUGAUGCUGUGGAAAAACUUUGUCAUUGCAAUAUUGUGGUCACACAGCCUCGCAAGAUUGCUGCUAUUUCUUUGGCUAGUAGAGUGUGCAAAGAACGUGGCUGGCAAUUGGGAAAGUUAGUUGGCUAUCAGGUUGGAUUGGAAAACUGCACAGAUUCAGAUACACGUAUCUCGUAUGUCACAACUGAAGUAUUAAUCCAGAAGCUAAUCCAUAAACGCAGCCUAGAUCAGUACACACACAUCAUCUUGGAUGAAGUUCAUGAGAGGGAUCACCACACAGACUUUGCUCUUCUAAUUGUGAAAAAGCUACUGCGCACCAUUUCUCCCAAAGUUAAGGUCAUUUUGAUGUCGGCUACCAUUGAUGCCUACAAAUUCGCCAAUUACUUUGCUUCUCCUGCAAUGACAUCUCCAAUAUCUGCACCUAUUAUUUCUGCUGGGAAAACGACUGUCCACAGCAUCCUGAUCUAUUAUUUGGAUGAUCUUAAAGUAAUCUGCAAUGAAAGACCGAAUGUUGUACCCAGGCUACCCAGCAUAUUUCCUGAUGACCCGAAUAUAUCGGAGGAAAUGUAUAAACUGGCCACCGAGAUGAUUAAGUGCUUUGAUAUUAUCGAGAGGCAAGAGGAAGGUCUUGGUCCUUCAGAAUUUGCAAAAAAGAGAGGGGCAGUUUUGGCUUUCGUACCUGGGCUGGCAGAGAUUGAAAACUACAUAGACUUCUUAAAUAGAGAGUCUUCAAGAUUUCAAUGGCAGCUGUUUCCUCUUCAUUCUACCAUUACACGAGAAGAGCAGCAGUUGGUGUUCGCUGUCCCACCAUUGGGCUUUCGAAAAGUUAUUAUAUCGACAAAUAUUGCUGAAAGCUCCAUAACUGUUCCUGAUAUAAAGUAUGUGAUUGACUUUUGCCUCACCAAAGUACUGAUCUGUGAUGUAGUUACUAACUAUGCUUCACUGAAGCGAACUUGGGCAUCACAAGCUUCUUGUACACAGAGAGCAGGAAGAUGUGGACGUGUCUCCUCAGGCAGAGUUUAUCGUCUAGUACCACAAGCAUUUUUCAAGACGCUUCCAUCAUAUAUUACGCCUGAGCUGUGCCGCAUCCCUCUGAGUCAGGUGAUACUGAAGACGAAGAUUCUUAAUAUGGGUGAACCCCAUUCUCUCCUGGCUUUGGCUCUUGAUCCUCCAAAUAUGGCGGAUAUAUACAGAACUAUUCUAAUACUGAAGCAGAUGGGUGCUCUUGGUGUUAAAUCCCAUGGCCGAGUGUCUUCUUUUGAUGGUGAUUUAACUUACUUGGGCAAAGUGGUGGCACGUCUACCUGUGGAUCCUUUCCUUGGAAAGCUCAUAGUCAUGGGUUAUCUAUUUGGCUGCCUCAGGGAAUGUGUAAUUAUUGCUGCUGGUCUGUCUUUAAAAAACAUCCAUUCACGGCCAUUCCAAGACGAGCUGAAUGCUUACCUUUCUAAAGUGUCUUGGUCUUAUGGAACCUUCUCAGAUUGUCUUGCUGUUCUCAACGUAUAUGAUCUUUGGCAGGGUAUGAAAAUAAGGGGAGAGUUUUUGCGUCCAGAUAGCAAAAAUGAGAAAAACUGGGCUAGACACAGUUAUGUGCAGCUCAGUGUCCUUCAGGAAGUGCAUUGUUUAGUGAAAGAAUUAACACAUCGUUUGGAGGCACUCAAAAUCACUGCUGGAUGUCUGCAUAAUACAUCCAGAAAUGACCAAACAUUCAUUCUCAAGGUGUGUUUUGCUGGUGCUUUCUUUCCUCUAUAUUAUAAACGAAAUAUACCGGAAGACUACGAGCGUGAGAUGUGUCGGGAACUGAGUGGGCACGAUCCCUUUACAACUGUUGUGGUGGGAGGCCUUCCAGCAGACACUAAUAUCCUCUAUGACCAUCAAAUCAGAGAGCUCUUUAAGGAAUGUUCACAAAACCUUGAAAUUAAAUAUGAGGGAAGCAAGGCAUAUCUUCAGUUUCCACGGACGAGUGGAACAUCAAAAAAGGAGCAGCACUUUCAAGCCAUUCCUGGAGAGUGCCCAACAGCAAUGCAUCUUGCUCUGAAAAUGCGUCAGGUACAGAGGAUUCGACAAGAUCUUGUUUUAACACUCUACAGUCCUCAGGAGGCACAAGCAAAGAUGAAGCAAGUUUUGGGCUACAACAGUGAGAAGUCUAUAACUCUGGCUGCCUCCAGUGAUGGUGCCUUGAAACAAACACUUGGCAGCAUUCACAAGAGGGUCACUCAGCCCCAGCUCUGCAGGCUCAAGUGUCCUGUUUUGCCCAAAGCUACAAACCACACCUGGAGUGUUUACGUUACUCAUGUAAACACUGCAGGCAACUUUUGGGUGGUUUCCAAUGAGAAAAGUGCAGCUGCAAACUUGUGUUAUAUUGAAUCUAAAAUUGAAUAUGCUAUAAGAAAUAAGCAAGUACCUGUCUUACCGCGGAACCAUAUUAUCCCAGGCUGCGUGUGUCUUGCCAGUUAUAAAGAGGGUGACGGCAUGGAGAGUUACUACAGAGCACGUAUAGAGGAGAUGCAUGUCGGCCCAAAUGGUAGCGAGGAAGUUUUGGUUUUCUUUGUGGACUAUGGGAAUAGUGAAGUUACUGAUGCAAGCAAGUUGAGGUGUUUACCAGAAAGUGUGGUGGAGAUGAAUAUGAUGGCAAUAGAAUGUAUGUUGGCAGAAGUGAAGCCAGUCUCAAAAUACACGCAUGGCAUGUGGGAUCCGGAAGCCACUGCUUGGUUUAAAGCUCGCACACUAUAUAAAAGUUUUACUGUUCAGAUAUACAGCAUUGUUCAUGGAAACCUGCGAGUCAAGUUGUUGGAGAUGGAAUAUGGUACUUUAGUGUCCAUUAACAAUUUGCUUGUAUCAAAGGGCUUUGCUGUUAAAGCAGAGGAGUUCUUUUUGUCUAAGCAAAAUCAUGAGUUGCGUGCAUUGUAUUCCAGUCAAGUGGAGGAAUCAUCUGUAUGCUCUGAUUACAGUAUUUCCUCUGCCUUUUCAUCUCUUUCCUUCAACUUUGAGACUGUACCAGAAAAAUAUGCCAGUAAGAGACAACUACGUGGUCCAGACUCGCCACUUCUGCUGAGAUUUGUAGCACUGACUCGUACAGGAGGAUCCAAGCGCGUUAAAAUUGACUCUUCAUCAGUCAACUCUACAGCUUUGGAUCUGGAACCUCAAAAUCCACAUGAUAGGCUGUUGCUGGCUGCAUCUGUGACAUUGGAUCCUUCGGAGUCAAGUGUGACACUUCGUGGCACAACAUUGAUGCCACCCAUUCCUGGCAUCCUACCCCUUUGUCUUCUUCUUUUCUGUCCUGUAGCUGAAUUAAGAAUAAGUGAGGAUGGCACUCAUUACACUGGAGCUUUGAUUGGUCUAGGCGGUGAUGAUGAAGGCCAUGCCAUAUACCCUGAUGAUGAUAUUGAAAUUUCAUUUGACAUUCCCUUCUUGCAAGAUGACUUAAUCUUGAUUAACCUCAUAAGGUUCCAAUUAAAUGCUGUCUUGGAGGAGGCAGAUACCAUCACUGACAGCAUUUUGAUCCCCACACAGAAGAAACUUAGAGCAUCAGUUAUCAAGUUAUUGGAUGAGCAAAGGAAAUACAGGGAGCCUGAAAAUUUUUCUAGACCUUACUACUGGCGAAGGGUGCCGGAGGAAGAUAUCUUGUAUCCCAAUACCAAUGGAGUUCUUGAUGAGUCCGAAGGUUUAGCAUUUCCUUUGCACUGUGGUAUAUUCCUUCGACCGGACGACCUCAACGAGAAGAUUCUCAGUAAGCUGAAUGAAUUGAAGGACCUUCAAAAGAGAUUGACAACUUCAGGAAGCCUGCCAUUUUCAAAAGUGAAUGCAACUUGCCCUGUGUGCUGUGUUUUCCUUGAAACACUGAUGACCCUUCAGAAUCACUUUUUAUCUACAGAACAUCAACGUAAAGAGCUUCACUUUAAACUUUCUGAUGUCUGAUAUUAAAAUAUUUUUGACCAGAUGUUGCUUAUUGUCUUAUGAGUAUACAUAUAUUAAGAGUUGAAGUACAUUAAAAUUAUGUACAGCUGAGUGUUUAGAAAAUGUUCUAAAGCAUCUCGAGGAAAUUAAAUGUAAUGCAGAGUAACUUAUGUUUUUCUUGGCUGUAAAGUCAAAGCUUUAGCUGAAAAGUUAUGGUUAUUAUUUAUUGUUGAUACAGUCAUAGCUCUUUUCUUUAAUUUAUUGUGAGUACUUAAAUAUAACACUUAAUUUUACUUGCAACUUUACAGAAUUUCCUUGAAUAGAUCUAUGGUCUUUCAUUCCCGAUGUCAAAUUUUUACUUGAUGGUAAUUAAACAUAACACUGAAAUAUAAUUUUUUUUGUAUUUUGUAUAAUGUACAAAAUUACACUAUUUUUUUGCAUUGUAAUUUUUUUUUUCUUACUCUGAAUAUAAACUAUUUUUGUAUUGGCCACAAUGGCUUGUCAAAUUUGGCAUUAAAUAUAAACUGCAUAUUGUAAUUCU